Molecule: messenger RNA, 1944 nt
Organism: Filobasidium floriforme
Lineage: Eukaryota; Fungi; Basidiomycota; Tremellomycetes; Filobasidiales; Filobasidiaceae
Exons: 6
Coding region: 1-1944 (647 amino acids)
Biological process (GO): regulation of transcription by RNA polymerase II
Cellular component (GO): nucleus
Molecular function (GO): DNA-binding transcription activator activity, RNA polymerase II-specific; RNA polymerase II cis-regulatory region sequence-specific DNA binding
Source: RefSeq, a predicted model, not a curated record
AUGUUCGCAGCCACCAUCGGACCCUCGGGAUCCCGCGUACCAGAACAACAGAUGUCAUUUUCCACAAUCACCAUCAUGCACGGGCAUAUCGCUCAGAAAUCGUACGGCAAGGAAAAGAGAUUCUUGUGCCCUCCACCCGUUGUGCGGAUGACGGGAAAUAUCAGCGAUACGGUCGAGACGGCCGUUUUCAAACUCGGAGUGCGAUUAGACAUGCUCGAGCGGGACCUGGACGCUCGUGCGCAUCUGCGUGAAGGGAUCUCUUUUCCGGGCCUGUAUGCCAGCAGGACGGGAAAGGCCAAAGGUCUACGGCUCAGAUUGGACGUGUUUCAACCUGGUGGAACGUUGCCAAGGGAGCAGGAUGUCGAUUCCAUCAGCGAGCGUCCUUGGGCUACUUUCGAGGCGAGCGGGAUUCAGAUCGUCUCCAAGCCUUCCAAACAGACGGUCGGGAUCACCAAGCCUAGCAAGAACAGUAAAGCCAUUGGGAUCCGUAUAGGUGAUCCCUUUGCGCUAUGGUCUCGUGUCUCUGCGCAGACGGUCAUGACGCGGUAUCUCUACGUCGAUAUCGACCGGGGUCUACUCGUCGGUCGGAACGGAGACUGGUCAGCUUGGGUCAUGGACGUCGUCAGGCGAGGAGAGGCGCCCCCAGGUCACCCCCGAGAUACCGUUCAAGAUCCCGAGAUUCUGACAUACGGGAGUAUUGUUGUCCUCAGGGAUAUUCAAACGCAGUACCGAACGGAGCCCUUGCUGCUAUGCAAGGUCAUCAAUGGCGCUGUGUACUUGCACGAUUAUGGACCAGUCUCGGAACUGCAUAGGAUUGCCUUUGCGAAAACUGUGCCAGGUCAAGGCAGGUGGUACCUUCAAACUUCGUCUCGGAUCGACUUGGAUCAGGCGGAGGAGAAACCUGGCCUCUCUCCGGCGUUGUAUAGUGCACCACAGAUUAAAUUGGAGGCAGGAGAAUCGGGCUUUGAGCAGAGGGAAUUUUUGGACGACUACCUUACGUGGACGAUCAGCGGUAUUACUGAGCACAGCUUUACCUUCUUCGAGGGGCGGCAUGAAAUCGGAGACUACUCCACCGUCUUUAAAUACCCGUUAACACCCAUGCCGGACAUCCUGGAGGUUCCUGUCUACAACGAUCGAGACAACACCAUAACGAUGGCAGUUACCAACUACUUCUACGACGAUGACAACAUACUCUACCGCGACAAGCCUCUCUACCUAUAUCUGGGAGCGAUCGGACCGCUCCGCGUCCGGACAUAUCAAUCCAUCGCGCCGGAGGACAACUGGUCUUUGGUCGACAAGGAACCGCAUAGAUUUCCUGCCAUUGCGUCAGACGGCGGUCCUGAUGGUUCACCCGAGACGCGGCCAUACUCUGCAGUACCUCGGAACGUGGAGCAUACGGUGCUCGUCAUCAGCUGUCCGGAUCCGCUAGACAUGUGGAAUGCCACCCAAAUCGAGAGGGAGAGAUAUGAACGCAAAGCUCAGAUCGAAAUGCUGUCCCAUAGCGCCCUCGCUGCUGAAGAUGGUGUAGACGAUCACGUCCACCUUCCCGACCUUCCUCCGUAUAACAAAAGCAAACAGUUGGGCGGCUCCAGUCUGCCAUUAUUGUUCCUGAGACAGAGCGAUAAUACGGGUUACCACACGAGCAAGAACUUGAUCGUGAACCGCACCGAGACCGCUCACGGAAGCACCUGGGGUGAGUGGACGGGCGGCGUCUUCGUGGGCUUUACGCUGACCCAAGACUCCUGCAGACAUCCGGAUCCAGUAAACAGCAAACAUGAUGAUAGCUUAACGAAAUAUGACGACACUCUUGAUGACUUGAAUUCGUACUUUACCGCUGGUAUGCGGUAUCAGCCGCUAUCAAAGGCUGCGCAGAGAUUAUGCCAUUUGUACACGAUACUAUGCCAACACUACCGCAGGAGCGGCAUCGCUUCUCGCCUUGAUUGA